This is a messenger RNA of Hemibagrus wyckioides, 1595 nucleotides long. It is a transcript of the gene hdr, whose product is annotated as hematopoietic death receptor. The transcript is spliced from 10 exons. Gene Ontology annotation, biological process: positive regulation of apoptotic process; TRAIL-activated apoptotic signaling pathway. Gene Ontology annotation, cellular component: cell surface; plasma membrane. NCBI's taxonomy places the organism in Eukaryota, Metazoa, Chordata, Actinopteri, Siluriformes, Bagridae. The coding region runs from base 139 to 1329 and encodes 396 amino acids. Gene Ontology annotation, molecular function: protein binding. The record is from RefSeq and is a predicted model, not a curated record.
CAUGAAUGAGAGCAGGUGAAGAGGGAGGAGGAGUCGGUGUGUUGGUGUGACUUUCCUGUUCGGAAUAAACUGCUGACAAAUGUCGUGGUGUGUCGCUCAUUCACACGCGGAUUUCUUCGUGAGUGCUGAAGGAUCAUCAUGAGACACGUAAUCAGCUUGCUGAUCUUAUGGACCUGGACCUGGAGCUCGAGCUGGAGCCAAAUGGAGCAAUAUGCUGUGUGCUUAGGUGGUGCAGGGUAUACACUCAAUGGCAUCUGCUGCCUUAACUGUCCAGCUGGUACUUUUGUCAAAGAGGCAUGCAAUAAAGACACUGAGAAAAGUGUGUGUCAUCAGUGUGAAUCUGACACCUACACUGAGCAUGACAAUGGGAUUUCCAGUUGUUUGAAGUGCACCAAAUGUCGCCCAGAUCAGGAGCUUGUGGAGCCGUGCAAUAGCACCAGAAACACGCGCUGCGAGUGUAAAGUGGGAUCCUUCUGUCUGCCGGAUCAAGCCUGCGAGGUCUGCAAGACAUGCAGGAAAUGUAAAGAAGAUGAAGAGAUGGUGCAGAGCUGCACAGCCCACUCAAACACUGUCUGCCAAAAAAAAGGCUCCAUCUCUGCUAGCACAUCGACAGUGGCAAUCAUCUCAUUUGUGGCCGUCAUCAUGAUAAUUGUGAUCAUCGGGUGUAUCCUGUACUGGAGACCAUUAGCAAGAUGUAAGAAAGCAGUGGCAUCGAGAUGGCCGAGAGGAAUGUGUAAAAUGUGCAUAGAAAGUGGCAGUGAUUUGGUGGAGGUGAAGCAGACCGGAAAGAAUGGAUCAUUGGAGGAUGGAGCACAAAGUCAGCCCUUCAUCACUUUAACUCAGAUGGUGGGUGAAGGCACAGUGGAGGACGAAGGGCUCGGCAAAAGCCUCUCCUCCACCACGGCUUCGUCCCAGUCCAGCCUGACUGUGUGUCCACUGACAAGCGAGCCUGGCCUCAGCCACUUAAUGCUUCAGCAGCUUAACACUCUGCAGGAAAACCAAAAACCUCGCAGACUCGUUCCUGUAAACGGAGAUGACUCUCUGAGGAAGAGCUUUGACCUGUUUGGAGAGAUCGACGUUAACUUCCACAAGCGCUUCUUCAGGCUUCUCGGUCUGAAUGACAAUGCCAUAAGGUCUGCCGAGAUGACUUGGUGUUCACCUGAGGACAGGGUGUACGAGCUGCUGAAGAUCUGGAUGGAGAAAGAAGGCAUGAAGGCAGAUUUUAACAGGCUCAUUACAGACCUGCACAGCCUGAACCAGAGACUGUCUGCAGAAAAUAUCACUGCAAAAGCCAUCGAAUUCGGCUACUUCAGAUAUGAAGAUGAUUGAAAACAAGCACCAAAUCUACUGCAUUGAUGAAUUAUUUAUGGACUAUGUAAAUAUUAUUUGUAUGUUUUUUUUUGUCUACUCAACCACUUUGGGGGGGUUUGUACAUGUGCGUGCUAUUUAUUAUUUUUGCACUAAAUCUAAUUAUAUUUAUAUUUGAAUGUAUUGGAUUUUUUUGACUUUAUAUAAUGUGAAGUGCUGAUUGUUUUAUAUUCUCCAUUCCAUAUGCUACAUUUCUGUUACUUAAUAUUAAAAUGUCUUAUUUGCUA